AAAGAUUCUUGAAAAAUGAAUCAUAUUUGGGGUCAUAAAGGACCCUAUUUCCAUGCUCCUUGCCAGCGCGAUCGCUUUCCCAGUCUGGUGGAUGAGAUAGGCGAGGAUGGGGAUAAGCUGGUCGCCCAUUUGGGCAUCUCCAACAUGUCGGACAUGGGUGCCCGCUUGAAGAGGGGUCGCAAGCACUCCAAUGUUGCCGAGCAGCUGGCAGCUGAUAAUCUGAAAGACGCCUGUGUGCCGCUUAACAAGAUGUUUCACUCCUCUUCUCAAGGUCUGCGACGUGGCGUGGACAAGUACGCCCAGAUGCCCAAGUUUGAUCGCUAUGUGGAUGAGCAGGAGCAGCAGGAUCUGGUGCAGCGUCAUCGCAAGCUUUGGAUCGUCCCAAUCCGGUGCCGGCGCUUCGUCAAGCGGGCGAGCCGCCGUAUACCGGUAAAUGUGAGCACUGUAAACGCCGUGGCAGCAAUGAUGUGGCCAAUGACUUUCAGGGGCGAUUGUAUUUGCGAGAAGCCUAUCUUAUUGAACAAAUGCUUAACAUGGGAUUGGAUGGUCAUCAACCGCUGAAUGAAGAGCAUCCAAUGCCACAACGCAAUCGCAAUUUUGGCUAGAACAUGGUCUUCACUUUAAAGUGUUUUAUUUCUGCAAUUUUAGUGUCAUUAAAGUAGAACAUCUGCUUUCAAUUAUGAUAAGCAUGCAACAUGCAA
Molecule: messenger RNA, 701 nt
Organism: Drosophila innubila
Lineage: Eukaryota; Metazoa; Arthropoda; Insecta; Diptera; Drosophilidae
Exons: 2
Coding region: 16-561 (181 amino acids)
Source: RefSeq, a predicted model, not a curated record